GGCCGUGAGGUUCUGCCGGCCGGGACCGGAGCUGCACGGGGCCACCACCUUCGCUUUUGUUUCCAGCUCGCGUUUGCGCCUUGGCCGAGCCUCCUGGCUCCCGGGGAGCAGUGGGGAGUCCCGGCGGGCAGGCGAGGGAGCGCCUGGCUGGGGCGGGGGCUGGCCGGGCCGUGCCGGGCGGAGCGAGGCGGGGCGCGGCGGGGGCGGCCCCGGCUCGCAUUAAUUACCUUCGGCAUUCGGGGCGGUGCUUCCCGCAGCCAUCUGGCUGAGCCGGGGGGGCGGCAGGGGGGGAGGGAGGGGGAAGAAGGGGAGGAACACGGGAGAAGAAAGAGAGGAAAAAGGGCUCGGGGAGCACCGCGCCGGCGAGGCAGCGCAGCGCAGGCACCCGCCGCCGCCGCCCGCCUCCACGGGGCUGCUGCUUUUUUAUUUAGUUUUAUUUUUUCUCUUUUUUUUUUUUAAAUUUUCCCUCUCCCGUGCGGCCGGCCUCCCCCAUUUUGGUUUAUGGAGAAAAAGAAAAUGGUAACUCAGGGUAACCAGGAGCCAUCAGCAACUCCUGAUGCAAUGGUGCAGCCAUUCACCACAAUCCCAUUUCCGCCACCCCCACAGAAUGGGAUUCCCACAGAGUAUGGGGUGCCACACACUCAGGACUAUGCAGGCCAGACCAGCGAGCACAAUCUGACACUCUACGGAAGCACGCAGCCGCAUGGAGAGCAGAGCACGAACACGGCCAGCACGCAGAACGGAUCUCUUGCACAGACAGAAGGAGGGGCACAGACAGAUGGACAGCAAUCACAGACACAGAGCAGUGAGAAUACUGAGAGCAAAUCCACUCCAAAACGACUUCAUGUGUCUAACAUUCCCUUCCGCUUUCGAGAUCCUGACCUUCGGCAGAUGUUUGGGCAAUUCGGCAAAAUCCUUGAUGUAGAGAUAAUCUUUAAUGAGCGUGGCUCGAAGGGAUUCGGGUUCGUAACUUUCGAGAAUAGUGCUGAUGCAGACAGGGCCAGGGAGAAAUUACACGGCACCGUGGUAGAGGGCCGUAAAAUCGAGGUUAACAAUGCCACUGCGAGAGUGAUGACCAAUAAGAAGAUGGUCACACCUUACGCAAAUGGUUGGAAGUUGAGUCCUGUGGUUGGAGCGGUGUACGGCCCUGAGUUAUAUGCAGCGUCCAGCUUUCAAGCAGAUGUCUCGCUGGGCAAUGACGCUGCAGUGCCCCUGUCAGGAAGGGGGGGUAUUAACACUUACAUUCCUUUAAUCAUUCCAGGCUUCCCCUAUCCAACAGCAGCCACCACAGCCGCCGCAUUUCGGGGUGCCCAUCUGAGGGGCCGAGGAAGGACUGUGUAUGGGGCAGUGCGGGCAGUACCUCCCACAGCCAUCCCUGCCUACCCAGGUGUGGUUUACCAGGACGGAUUUUACGGUGCUGACCUCUAUUUGACUGAAGAAAUGUUAACAUCCCGCUCUAAAUCUCUCAGUGGAGUCUCUGUUCCCUUCUCUGAUAUAACAGAUGGGGUGGAUAUGCAGCCUACAGAUAUGCACAGCCUGCUACUGCAACAGCAGCCACAGCCGCUGCAGCCGCUGCAGCAGCUUACAGCGAUGGUUAUGGCAGGGUGUACACAGCAGAUCCUUACCAUGCCCUUGCCCCUGCCGCUAGCUACGGAGUUGGCGCUGUGGCGAGUUUAUACCGAGGUGGCUACAGCCGAUUUGCCCCCUACUGAAGUGACGUGAAACCCCUGCAAGUGGGACAGCCCCCCCAGUUCAUGAGGCCUGGCUAUUGCAAUAUUUACUAGUAGAGGAACUCUAUAGCAAGUCGAGGAGGAAAAACAAAAAAACAAAAGAGAAAAUACUUUUUUAUACCUCACUAUGUUCUUCGAAUAUGUAUUUUUUUUUUCUUUAAAUUUCUGCCUUUAAUUCUUUUGUUCCAAAGAUUGUGCUUUUUUUUUUGUUUGUUUGUUUUUUGUUUUAAUUUUUGGGGUUUUUUUAACUGUGGUAAAAAUAAUGCAUUUCCGUGUCUGUAUGUUGGUGCAUAGCUUAUCCUACCAAUCACGGAAAAGGCAACUAGCGAUAAGGAAAGCUGUUAGAAACUGAUAUCAUGCAAUUAAUCAGGAACACGCAGACAGAGUUACUUCCCUGGGUCUGGUGCUUGGUGCCUGUGAGACAGGAGGACGUGAGGGAGAAGUCUCCACCUGCUGUGUUUCUGGUCUGCAGAAGGAAGCACUCUUUGACUGUGUCUGGGACCUGAAUGCUGGUGGGAAAUAGUAAUUUACCUUUGGAAAUGGGGAAAUGGAGAGACUUUCUUUGUUUCUAUCACCAUUUGAUGCGCACAGGUUUGUGACAGUUUCAGCAGUGUCAGAACUUUAGACUUCGCAAAAGAAGUGUCUCUCAACCUGCCCAAAGACUUCAGCUGUUACCUGCUCUAUAGGGGACAAGACUUUGAAAGGAGUUUUUGAUGAGGAUGAUCUUUUCCCCACACACAGAACUUUUACUCGCAGAUUUUUGUCUGCUGCAGGUGGCUGUAAUUGUCAUUUCAUUCCUCCUUUUGAAGAUCUUUCUCUCUUGCUGUCUCUUUCCACCCCUUCAUUCCAUGAGGAGUGGCAGAUGCAGUGCAGGAUCACGCAGGGUACCUCUGUUGUGGACAGCGAGUGAUUAAACUUGGGGAGGUGAAGGACCUGCAGCCUUGCAGAGGAAGAAGGUGAGCAGAAGAGUUGAGCGUGGCACACACUCUGAGGCCCAGCAUGCAGGGGCUCUGCUCCUGUUCAUCCUGGGCUCUUAGGUGCUUCUGCAAGUAAUCUAUUUCAAAUAACGUGAGUGAGGAAAAGCCAGCCACGCUUAAGCUGCUCGAGGUGAGGGACGAGCAUGUGGCUUUGUAUGGGGGAAGAGCAUCUUUUAUAUCAAAUGUGAUCCUGAAGUAGUUUUGUAUCUGGCAGAAGCAGUUUGUGCAAGCUUUGAAUUCAUAGGAACUUCUUAACCACAAGCUAUUUCAGGCCCUUCUAUAGCUGCAUGGGAGCCCCUGGGUUUGUUUUGCCCAGCUUCUCACAGAAAGUUGUGCACCUGGUCUGCUGAGUCCAUAUAGACACUACAUAUUAGAAGACUUGGAAGGAUAGAAACUAUUUAGCUGAGGGGUCCACGACUCCCAGGACCAUCUCUCUUCUGCUCUCGUAGACAGAGAAUUCGCUGUGUUUCAAAGACAGCACACUCAGAUGACUGUUAGCUGUGAUGUGAUGCAGAGUUGCUGCUCUCCAGACCUCCCUGUUCGGCUGCUGGCUCCUAGAGUGCUCCCAGUAAUCCCAGUGGUCAGAGGCAGGCUCUAAUUGCAUGCUGGAAAGAUGCAGAAGUGUAAUUGUACCAGGCUGCCUCGACUGCAUGGAUUGGUGCUGGGGUGAGCCACUGCCCUCAGAAGAAUAGGAAAAUUCAUGCAUUUAACACUAAGCAACAUCAGCAAGCAGAAGUCCCACUCUUGGGGGAGUGUCCUGGUCCAGCCACACACAACCACACAUUUUUUGCUCUUCCCCAGUGAUACAUGGAGCCUCUCUUUGCACAGCAGAAUGGAGGCACCUCAAAUGGGAAGAAUGGGGACACCAUUAGUUAAGCUAGAGACCCUGAAGCUAUUGAUUUUUCUGGAGGAAUAGCAAGAUAAAGGGGACACCAAACUGCCAGCCUGUUGGCCACUUUUUCCUGGUUUUAUUGUUGGUUUUUUACUUUUUUUUUUCCAAGCCAAAGUUUGGUUUGUUGCUGUUAUGACAAUUUUUUUGUUGUUUGUAUAUAAAUAUUUUAGCUUGAAAAUAGGGAGGGGGAGAACAGGAUGUUGGGGCUUUCACAAAAUCUAGGAAAUGAGGGAGACAGUGUGUUUCUGCCAGAGCUGGGGUAGAAGAGGGAGGACUUGUGGUAGAGAUAGUCAUAUUCAAGGGCAGUUAUUUCCACUGCAGAGCAGCCAGGGGACAUGUGGAGCUGGGAUGCAGCAAAAGCCUCUCUACUGGACUUGUUCUCCCCACUGUGGAUGGAGGGCCUGAGCAAGGCUGUCCCUUCCCUUCCUGCAGGCAGUUCUCAGGCUGUGAGCCCAGGAGCAUCUGCAGAGCCCUGCUGGGGCAGCUGCUCCCCCAUGCCCCUCUCCUACAUUCAGUUCAGCUGGUUCUGACUGCAGCUCCCCAAAAGCCAGGUUCUCCCACCCUGAGUGCCCUCCCCUGCCCUGGCAGUGCCACCUGCAAUCCCCCCCUGCCACUUGGCCUCCCUGGGAGUAGGAGGGAGGCCAGUCCCAUUUCUGCCUCCUGGCAGAGUCUAUGCAUGGCAGCUUCAGCCCGCCCAAGUAGAUUUAGGAAUGUAAGGGGUUUAGUGCAGAAACACAGAACCUUUGGGAGGCCGUGGUCCCCUGAUCUCCAAGUAGUACCUGUUCUAAGACCAUCCAGCCUCAUUCCUCCUGUAUCCGAGCCUGACCUGCUCUGGUCCCUCCCUGCUGGGCUUCUCUGGUGCAUUGAGCAGCCAGUGUCUCUGUGGCUCCAUAGUUAAUGCUGCAAGAUCCCCUGAGGGAGCUUGCCGAUAGCCUGGCUUCCUGCUCUCAGCACUGAGCUGUGGAGGGAACACCGGGACACUUGCAUGGCUGGGGGCCAGAGGUAGUUCACUGGUUCCAGGUGUCCAAAGCACCAGACCUCCCAAAAAACUUGCAUGGCAAGGUUUCUUGAGUGAGUGUUGUGUGUGACAGGAGAGCUCUUCAGCCUUUCUUCCCUGUUGGCAAACAACAGCUCCAGUUUCACUCUGAUGUGUUAUGAAGUGGCUAGAGAUGCUUUCGGAGUAGCCAAGGUGUGGCUAUAUCCAUCUUCUGAAGAAGUGAGGACAAAGCCUAUAUCUCCCUAUGCAAAAUGAAUUACGUUUGAUAAAUUGAACUGGGCCCUGGCUCACUAGAAUGAUGGCAGCUAGUGCUUGUCUGUGCAAUGGGCCUGCAGUCACAAGCCCCUUGUAAAGCAGGGUUUGGCUUUCUAAGGGAAACCACACAGGCAGCCUGGCAAAUAGCUUGCUGUUUGUCACCACCUAGUUUGGUGGCUUCUGGGAUUCCUCUUGACGCAGAGAAAAAAAAAUGUAUCUUUAAGUGUAGCUGCUUGUGCUGUCUUGCAAUAGGUCCAGCCAGCACAUGAUGAUAUACAGAUGAGCUUUUGGUUUAAAGAGUUGGUUUGUUUAAUGUGCUGGUCUGUAUUUCCUUGCAGUUACAUUGUGCUGGUAUAAAGUAACUACUCCUGGCGUUGCAUAUUCUCUACUGGGAAUAGGUUAUAUUGAUGCCCAGCACAUUAGCAAACUAGUUGUCCUGGUCCCCAUGUGUGGGAGGCUGCACUGUUGUAGAUGGGUUAGCUUUUCUAAGAAAAGCCAUGACAGGACCUGGAGGCAAUGGAGAGCUCAGUAUGAGCCUACUGUAGCCAGCUUUUCCCAGGUUAAGCAGUUUGGUGGGUCCUGUGUCAUGAGUUCAGAUAGAUAAAGCCAUGUUUAAAGAUAGCUAUGGCUUGGCUGUUCCAGUGCCUGAGAGGGAGCAGACUUGCCCAGCGAGGAGCACUGGCUCUGGAGUCUGAGUGUUUCAGACAGGGCUCUGUCAGUGACCCCUCAAGGGUCCCUGUGGGGCAGUCAUGUCACUACUUUAGACUUUGCUUCCCUGUCCCUAAAAUGAAGUUGAAGUUUAUCCCUGUUCUUACCUGUUUUGAGAUCCAUGGAUGUGAAGUGUACAGCAGGAAUUGAGGAGGAUUUUCUGAGUAGCUGGCUCGAGUGCUGGUUGUGGAAUGGUUAAUGAAGCCAUUUCCCUGCCUGAAAAGAGAUCCUCGCUGCUGGGCUUUCAAUUCCAGCACCCAGAGCUCUAUCAAUGGGGAAUACAAAGCAGAGCCUCCCAGUUCUACCCAUGUUUUUUCCCAGCUCACCCCUAUCUGUAUCUUCCCAUCCUAGCCAUGAAGAUGGAGGCAAAUGGAAAACAGGUUUGGGGAGCACUUAGGAAUUUAAUAAAGGGAAACCGAAACAACACCUCUGGGGAGCGCUUUUGCUGAAUCUAGCUCCAAAGGGAAAGCACACAGGCAGCCUGGCAGGGGACCUGCUGCCUGUGGUCCUCCAGCCUGGCAGGGUGGGGGAAUGCUGUCCUUGGUGUAGAGGGUUGAUUUUUAGUAUUUUACCUGUUUGCACUGUUUUAAAAUAGGAGGGGGAAAAAAAAACCAACCUAGUGAACAAGAUGAACAUCCAAUGUAAACUUCUUUGUGUUUUUAUUUUUGACAUGCUCUUGGAUAAUGUCAAACAUUUUGUAGUAUACACCAGUGAGACUUGAUUCUUUGUUGCAUAAAACACUAUUUUUGGUGAUGUUAAUGUCUGAAAAGCCUGUUCCCUCCAUCCCCACCUUACUGAUUGCCCUCUCCACCCUCCAACCCCAGUAAACUUCUCUUCUACAAUGAAAACUCCAGUCAACAAGGCAAGCAGGAGUCUGAAAGCCAGAGUGUUGAAAUGGGGCCCUUUGCAAGUAGGCUGUGGGGUUUCUGCCUGGUCUGCUUUGCUCCAGCCAGGAGUUGUCAGGAGAACCCCCUUUCCUCUGCAGUGCCCGCAUCAAUAGCAGCCUAAACGGGACUCGGGAUGGCCAAAGUCCCGUCUCUGUUGCCACUGCUGACCCUGGAAAACAGCUUCUUGCUGGGGCUGCCAGUGCUGCCCGUGGUUGUUCUGCUGGGUUCACGGGCUGCAGCUGGCCCAGGCUUGUGCAGGUGACCAGCUUCCCAUGCUGCCUCUCAACUUGUGGUAGAGCAGGAAUGCAUCAGCCAAAAACCUUGCCUGAUUUCACCAGGAGAUUGCUGGUGUCUAAAGCCGUCCACCGAGAUACUCAUUUGGCUGGCGAUCAGAGUCAGCAAAAUGCCUGUUAAUCUUAGGAAUGUCUUUUCUUUUUAAAUUUUUGUUGAUGUUCUGAAGUGGGUCAAUAAAUCUUUUGCCAGAUUCCCAGUUCUCUGCUGGUGGAGGGGCUUGUUGCUUUCCUGAGGAGUAAAUUCCUUACAGAAAUCAGGCCUCCCACAUUAGGAGUCUCAGUUCUGGUCAUAUUUUUCUAUUUUUUUCUGUUCACAGUAUUUUGCGUGUGUGAGUGUUGUAGUUUUGGCAGCUCAAUUUGGCUGCAUUAUCAAGUGACAAAAUCAUCCUCUUUUACCCUAGGGGAUAUGAUUUGGUUUUGUUUUCUUGGGGUUUUUUUUUGUUUGUUUGGGGUUUUUGUUAGGCUUUGUUUGGUUUUUGGUUUGUGUUUUGGUUUUGGUUUGUUUUUUUUUUUUUUAAUGAUAAAUCCUGCUUGUAAAUAGCUGGAGCUAAAACCUGGGGCUGAUAGCAAAUGAGAACCAGGGCUAAAGAGUGAUACAGAGCUGGUGGAGUAUUUUACUGACCUCACAGGCUGAUCUCUUUGAGACUUGGAGAUUUUCAGUGCGAGGCUGAGAUGCCACAGCACCUCCAAUGGCAGCAACAGACUUGCCCCUUCUUGCAGUCUCCCCAGCACCUCCCAUUCCAGGUACCGCCGGGGAACAGGACGUGUCCCGAGUGGGAUGCGUUCCCUUCCCCUGGAUCACUUCCUAGGACGCCCGAGCCGCUUGCCCAGGGUCCCAUUUCCCUGCUGACUCUGGAGAAGCAGUAUCUGCAUCCCAGGGCUUUGUGACAGCCUUUAACUUCCCGCCCUCCCUCGUUAAGUAUCAUAUUGUAUAGUAGCUUUCAGACCAUACAGUAUUCAUUGGGUUACUCCUAUUAUUAUCAAGUAGCUGGAAUUGUGAAGGUUGGAGUAGUUAGAUCUUUAGCUUUUAUUCCUUUUUUUUGUAUUACUAUCCAUGUGUAUAAAUUAUUGAUCAUGUUGCUGGCUUUUAUAAACUCUAAGCAAGGGGGGAAACCCUUCCUAACCCUUUGCAAAUGGUAAUGAAGCACUGUUUUUAAAUAAAAGAGAGAAACACCA
This is a messenger RNA of Taeniopygia guttata (zebra finch), 7915 nucleotides long. RefSeq names its product RNA binding fox-1 homolog 2 (gene RBFOX2). The record is from RefSeq and is a predicted model, not a curated record. NCBI's taxonomy places the organism in Eukaryota, Metazoa, Chordata, Aves, Passeriformes, Estrildidae. Gene Ontology annotation, molecular function: mRNA binding. Gene Ontology annotation, cellular component: nucleus; cytoplasm. Gene Ontology annotation, biological process: nervous system development; regulation of alternative mRNA splicing, via spliceosome.